Molecule: messenger RNA, 2783 nt
Organism: Panicum hallii
Lineage: Eukaryota; Viridiplantae; Streptophyta; Magnoliopsida; Poales; Poaceae
Exons: 4
Coding region: 279-983 (234 amino acids)
Molecular function (GO): DNA binding
Source: RefSeq, a predicted model, not a curated record
CACAAUGGGCUCGGCCCAUUCAGAUAAUUGGGCUGUACAACCUUGCAUGUUGAGCUGCCGUGUGGUCCGUCGCGGCCUCUUCUUCGCCGCCGCCCGCUGGUUGGGUCGUGCUUCAUUUCCCUUCCGGCCUUCCCUGCUUCUGCUGCAUAGUAUAUUGCUAGUUGGCGCGCCGGCGCAGGUGAGAUGCCAAGCGCGGGGAAAAGUGGCGGGGGAAAAAAGACUUUCGCCAGUUCCAUCGCUCUCCGUUGCAGCCUCGUCUCUUCCGCCGCCGCCAAGGUAUGGGUCAAGAUUGUGAUGGCCCCCCUGACUGCGUCGGUGAAGAAGAUGAGGGAACGGGGAAUGGCAUGGAAGAUGUGGUUGACAAUGUGAAGAAUGAAUUAGUUGAACAAGAAGAGAGCACUGGCAGCAUCCCUAGCCCGCUGUUCUGCACAACAAGGCCGAAUAAAAGGCUUCGGUCAAAGGUGUGGGAUGACUUCAUACCCACCUUCGUCAACGGGAAGGUCGUGCGGGCUGAAUGCAUGAACUGCCACAGGACCUUCAACUACAACAGCACCAAUGGCACUACCGGCCUGCGCAAUCACCAGAGCAAGUGCAACCCUGGGACUCGAAAGAGGCCAAGGCAGCAUGAGAAUACACCCUUGCCAUCUACACAGAAAAGCAUAGCAGCUGUCAGCUCUGACCCAAAACAGAAGAAACUCUCAUUCCUUCUAUCCGGCCAAAACAAAUGCACGGGAACAUCAGAUGAAAUCCCUAUGCGGGAGCUUGCCUUCCCGGACACACAUACUGACAAGAAUGGGAAAAAACAGGAGGUUGAUCAGAACGGGCCUCAUGAGCUACUUGCAGCACCUGAGCUUUCCACUGAUCAACUGAAGAAUCAGAUACAUGGGGAAAAUUUAUGGCCUCUUUACGGCGCACAAUACUACCACUUGGCAGUACGUAGUAUAGAAAAGAUCCAACCGUCCAUUAGAAGGGGACUUUCCUAAUGACUUGAGUUAGAAGAAUCAGAAGGUCGAUCAGAACUGUUCUCCCGAAGAACUUGUCAGGAAAUUGACCAUACACGGGCACCUACCAAGGAUGCUGGAGCAAGAUGGAUUCAGAAAGGUAGUCGCUUGCUUAAAUCCUAUGGUCAAUAUGCCAUCCCACUAUGACUUCAUAGGGAAUAUCUGUGACUUGUUUCAGCAAGAAAAGUUAGGACAAGUUAGCUGCUUUACAUAGUCGGGUUUGCUUGAGUGCUUAUAUGUGGAAUUAUGAUCCACAGUUGGCCUUCUUGUGCUUGAGUGUUCACUACAUCGAUGAUGAAUGGGAGAAACAACAAAAGAUCAUCACAUUUUUUCCCGUGGACCCCUCUUGUGAUGCAAAAGAAUGUAGUAAUGUCAUAUUGGGGGCUAUUAGAGAAUGGGAUCUUCAUGACAAGGUUUUCAGCAUUAUAAUGGAUGAUGCUUUCAUUGAUGAUUCAGUAGCUUCAAAUGUCAAAACCAGUCUACAGAAAUGGAACAAAGCUGCAAAUCUGAACUUGUUUGUAGUACAUUCUGCAACUCAUUUACUUGAUCAGGUUAUCCAGGUGGGACUGGAUGAACUUGACAGAAUCAUGGAGAAAUCAGCAAAGUGCCCCAAGUAUGCAAAGGGUUCCAACCAUGUAGCAGUACGGUAUCCCAACAGCAGACCAUCACCAAAAGACUGGAGAACGGCAAAUAAGAUUUGUGAGAUUUUGAGAGAUUUUCAUGAACACAUUGACUUGAUGCCAAACCUUCCUAGUCCAGCAGAUCUCUUUGACACGCUGAAAAAAGUUUAUUGGAAGGCUGAUUUCGAGAGUCGAUAUGAGAGUGAUGAAGCGUUUUCCAAAGUGCUGGAGAACAUAAAACAGAAGUUUAAGGAACGCUGGAAAGUUUGUUUCUUGCAUUUCUGUAUGCCUAUGAUCAUGGAUCCUAAAUACAGUUUGAAAUGCAUCAAGCUCUUCAUUCAAAGCAAUGAAAAGGAUGACUAUAUGCAUGAAGUGCGUGAUACAUUUGCCAACCUCUUCAAUGAAUAUUUAGGUCAGGUGGAUGAUCCUAACUGCACUUCCGGGUCAGAAUCUAGCAAGGGGACUGUUGAGGAUGUAGAUACUUUGUUGAGGUAUUAUCAUGACUCUAAGCAACAAUCUUGUGAGUGACCAAUGACUGAACUUGGCCAGUACCUGCAAGAAACCUGUCCUGCUUCAGGCAAGCCCAGUGUUCUCCAGUGGUGGAAGGAACAUAGCCUAACCUAUCCGAAGAUUGCUCAGAUGGCACGUGAUAUUCUGGCACUACCAUGUAAUACUGCCUGCAAGGUAGCAACAAGAACCACGGGACUAGCAAUGUGUGAGUCAGUUGACAAGAGCCAUAUUGAAAUGCUCGUAUGUACUCAAGAUUGACUUACACCAGCUGGUAUGACCUACCCUCUUUUAUAUCCUAUUUCUGCAUGGUCCCAUUCUUGUGCUAACUGAUGUUAUAACUUUACAAGCAUGAGAAGUGUGGUUCCGACCGAUGAUAUUUAGAAAGACUACUUCAUCCUUCCUAUUGUUCAGUGGAAGCUAGCAAGCUGCUGUCCUCAUUUACUGGUUAUAAUCGUUGAAUCGGUGCUACUAGCAGUGGCUCAUUUUGUUGCCUCUUUGAUACAGGAUUCAACUAUGAGAAAUUACAUAGCGCUGUGUCGAACUUGAAGCAAUCUUUUGUGUUACUUUUAAUUACUGAUGGAGCUGUGUUGUAGUUUUUGUACGUAUCGGUAGUGUGGAGCCUGUCAGUAGUUCUUGCUAUUGUGAAAUAGAA